This is a messenger RNA of Mesorhabditis spiculigera, 738 nucleotides long. NCBI's taxonomy places the organism in Eukaryota, Metazoa, Nematoda, Chromadorea, Rhabditida, Rhabditidae. The record is from the annotation of a GenBank genome assembly.
AUGGGGGCUGACGAGCGACCAGGGCCAUCCACAUGGUCAUCAUCGUCUGGUGGGCAUUCUGGUGGAGGUCGUGGGAAAGGUGACAGUCCCGAGGGUACUGUACGUGUCAAUGGGCUCAUCUUUCCCGCUGAUAUGAGCUCCGAGCUACAGGGGCUCAACGUCGACAUUGAGGAACGAUGUGUUGAGUCGUUAGAAUCGACCCGGCGAAUGAUGGCGCUAUGUGAAGAGAGUAAAGAAGCGGGUAUCAAGACCCUUGUGAUGCUUGAUGAUCAAGGAGAACAACUCGAACGUUGCGAGGUCGGACUCGACACUAUUAACGCCGAUAUGAAAGAAGCUGAAGAACAUCUAAAAGGAAUGGAGAAAUGCUGCGGACUCUGUGUACUCCCUUGGAACAAAGCCGACGAUUUUGAGAAGAAUUCCGAAUAUGCUAAAGCUUGGAAGAAAGAUGAUGAUGGAGGUGUCAUCUCGGAUCAACCGCGAAUCACCGUUGGUGACCCGACUAUGGGACCGCAGGGUGGAUAUGUUACGAGAAUAACAAACGACGCACGUGAGGAAGAGAUGGACGAAAACAUUCAGCAGGUCUCGACUAUGGUGGGAAAUCUACGAAACAUGGCCAUUGACAUGUCGACGGAAGUGUCAAACCAGAAUCGGCAACUUGACAGGAUCCACGAGAAGGCCCAAUCCAACGAGGUUCGCGUCGAAUCUGCCAACAAGAGGGCCAACAAGCUCAUCACAAAA